This is a messenger RNA of Penicillium mononematosum, 1920 nucleotides long. Its product is annotated as putative RNA binding protein Ligatin/Tma64. Gene Ontology annotation, biological process: translational initiation; formation of translation preinitiation complex. The record is from RefSeq and is a predicted model, not a curated record. Lineage: Eukaryota; Fungi; Ascomycota; Eurotiomycetes; Eurotiales; Aspergillaceae. The transcript is spliced from 4 exons. The coding region runs from base 1 to 1920 and encodes 639 amino acids. Gene Ontology annotation, molecular function: translation initiation factor activity.
AUGUUCAAAAAGAAGCCUACGGUAAUUGACCCCUCCCCCGCACUACCCCUCCAAGCUUUGCUGGGAAUCAAAAAUCUUUCUCCACUACGGUCUUCUGAUCGUCGCAAGAUUGCAGACCAAAUUAUCAAAGAUUACCAAAUUCCCGUCACCUCAAACCCCACCAAAGCAGACUUGUCCGAGCCCAGCACAGCAUCUGCCCCCGCCUCGAGCCUUACGUCCAUCCGGAAUUCCCUCCUGCCCGAUAACACCCAGACUGCUCGUUUUACAACCACCGCUGGCCGAGAUCUUCGCGAGCUUCAAGGGAUCGUAUAUGUUGGCACACAUCCCGACGGCGAUGAGCGGGUGCUAUGGUUCAAGCUGGAACAUGGCCCGGGGGCCGACAAACGACUAUACCCAACCGUCUAUACACUGUGGCACAACCCGAACUUAGUUCCCUUGCUCUAUACUCCGGAGGCGGUCAAGGGCGCUGUUGUCGCGGUCGCGAGUGUGGACAAACAUACAGUGCCGCUUUUUGUAGGCAUAUGUGAGAUUGAUGUUUCGGCAUUGGGAGAGGUGCAAGGUACAAAGGGCCAUGCGGUCCGUGGCUUGCACUGGGAAGGUGAUGAACUUUGGGCGUGGAGCUCAGCGUCACUUCCGGGUCGUCCCGCUCCAGAGUACUUGGAGGGCUGGGAUGAGGACGAAACCGAGGGUGUUGAGGAAGUUGAGGAACAAAUGGGAGAUUUAGGAAUCGCGGAUGAAGGGGCUACAACAACCCCAGGGGACAUUGAAACACCAAGCAAUGACCCAACCGCGUCAGAAGAACCAGUGACCGAAGAGGAGGCACCCACAACGGAGGAAAUUGAUGAGGCGUUUGUUAAUGCUUUUGUGUACGCCCUCUACAAGCUCAAGCAGGAUAACCCAUCAGCAACCGACCAUGGCCUUCCACUGCCAAUCACAGCAUCGGCGUUGAUAGCCAACUUCACUACUCCCUAUCUUCCUGUUUACAACCCCCAACAGGCUCAGCAUUACAACAUCAAGAAAACCAGUUGGAAGAACGUGAAAAAGUUCAUGAAACAUCUAGACAAAUUGAAGCUUGUCAAAACCAAGGACCGUAGCGGUCAAGAGACCGUCAUUUUGGAUGUGGACUUCGAGGACCAUCGAGUCGAGCGAUUUGUGCCAUACAGACUGCCGUCACCACGUGCCCUGGAGAGCAGUAAAGCUACCGCGCCUGAGGGCAAAAAGUCGGCUGCAACGGAUGGCUCCGACCCUUCAGUGGGCCAGACGAUCACUGUGCAAAGUCUAUAUCGGCCAUCAGGAAAGCUGAUGCCAACCAUUUUCCCUGCCCUCGCUGCCAGCGACACGAAUAACUUCUACAAAUACUCGGACGUAUCCAGUCACUUGGAUAAAUACCUUGAAUCCCAAAAUCCGCCGAUCAUCUCAAAAGAGAACCGACGCAUCAUAUCGCUCAACCCAUUCCUUGCGAACACCAUCUUCAAUUCAUCAUCCACCGAAGAUAAAGGGACACUGGCACGCGGGAAGGUCACUCGCGAUGGUCUGUUGAAACGACUCAUGGAUGAUAAAACUUUGCUCUCGCCGUACCAUCUCAUUUUGAAGACCGGUCAGACUAUUGCAGAUGUCAAGCCGAAAGCAGGCAGCCCACCAAAGGUCCAUGUCACCCUCGAGAAGCGGACAGGCUCCAAGACUGUUACCAAGGUCAUGACUCUGGAGGUCUUCGGCAUUAUUCCUAGUCUGUUAGCACAGGAGCUGCAGAAGAAAUGUGCCGGAAGCACUAGUGUGACACAAGCUACCGGUGCCCCCAAAGGGAUCAUGGAAGUUUUGGUACAGGGCGACCAACGAAAGGCCAUUGAGACAGCCCUUGUUCGCCGUGGAUUGAAGCCACAGAUGAUCGAGGUUGUGGAUAAGACCAAGAAGAAGAAAUGA